Messenger RNA from Peronospora belbahrii, 912 nucleotides. The record is from the annotation of a GenBank genome assembly. Lineage: Eukaryota; Oomycota; Peronosporomycetes; Peronosporales; Peronosporaceae.
AUGGCGUCAUCUCCAACUUCGGCACGUCUAGGUCCUUCCUCUGAGGAUGGCGAGCUCACAUCGAAUCGUGGAUUCUCCAAGCGCGGUGAUGGCUUUUCCAUUCAGGAAACCGAAGGUCUGCUUCAAGAGGUGCGUGACCGCUGGCAAGAAGGUUGGGACGCGAUUGCCGAUGCGCACAACGCGCAAUUCCCGGGCCACAAGCGCACUGCUGGCUCGCUCAAGCGCAAGUUUGCCAAGCUCUACCGCACCAAGAUCGACACUACAACAAAAGAAAAACAUGCAAGAGCGGCUGCAAUUGCGAAGAAAGUGCGUGAGGAGAUGCGUAGCCAGCGACGAGGUCUUGCGAGUGCCCGUGGGCUCAGCGUGGAUCUCGUGACUGAGACCGAGGGUAGCGUAGGCGUGCAAGAGAUCCACGAGGAUCUGAAAGACGUGGAUAAGAUUUCUCCUCAUCCAGAAACAACGCACCAUUUUUUACCGGAGGUUACAGAGACGGCUGGUGAGCACGAGCUGCGACAGACGCUGCAUCAAAGCAUACAGCCAAUGACUCAAGAGACACCGCUACGAGAAGAUGCGUGGCAAAGCCUUAUUCGGUGGCCUAUUGCCGGUGAGCGACUGCGCACAUUGCGGUCACAGAUGGAGAGCAACGAGGCAACAUCGAGUCAAGACUUGCUGCAGACGGUAUUGCUAGUGUUGCUAGAGUCACAGCGUCAGCGUGACUUUGAGAGGGAUCAGGAACGCGAGGAGCGUCGGCAGGAAAAGCAGCGCUGGCAGGAAGACAUGCGUGAGCAACGUCGUCGAUACGAGCAGGAGCGUGUUGAGGACCGGCGCAGGAAUGAACAAUUUAUGCAGGUGAUGACAACGCUUGUAGCACAGAUUGCAGCUGGCCAGCAACAGCGUGGCGGCUUGAAUUGA